AUUACAUUGCUGUGAUAGCGCCGUUCUCCUCAUCUGGACCAUGCACCACAAGAGGAUGGACGCCGGCGCUUCUGGGGUGCCAGACUUCUUAUCCUCGCCAUCUCCCCGGCUGAUCAUCCGGAGCUCCUCUCUCUGGUAGCCAUUUUUGUCUCCUUGCUCUCAUCUAUGUGUUAGCACUUGGUGUUCGAUGCCAGUGUGCUGAACGUACAGCCACAACCGACCUGGACAUCAGUCACAGGUGAAACACGAGCCCAGGCACUCCAUCAGAGCGAGUACACUUUUUAUAGUGAUUCUAUUCAUCGUGCUUUAUCUUCCUAGCUGGCUUUGACGACUCGAAUAUAUCAACACAAUCAGUCAUGAUGCGCAUGCGCAUGCCGCCGCUUCGUGAUCUCUUCCCGACGAAAUGGCGGAAUCACAACUUGAUGUAUAUAUUGAUGGCCAUCGAACUGCCUCUUACGAUCAUCAUCCUCACGCUUACGGGUAUCGCCUCUCAUGACCUCUACCGGACGAAGCUCUGGCAGGAUGGCGCCGACAAUGGGUUCAACAGUUCGCCAAAUGAAAGGCUCUACGCCGCGGCCAACCAUCGGCCCUUCAAGACCCCCAUUGUCUGGAGUUCAUUCAUCACCGAGUACAACCUCGUCCUUGGAAUUCUGAGUGUCUUCGUGUGGAUUACAAAGAUUCCGGUCCACAUCCUUCACAUGCUUACUCCACCCUUGUCGGCCUUUGUCCACGCUGGCUUGAUAGCCGUGUAUAUCUACUCCGUUCGUUACCAGGCCGGUCCCGAUAUGUCUGACCCCGAGCAUCCUCAACCGGGCGCACCAUGGUACAUCACGAAGAAAUGCUCAGUGGCUGCCGUCAAAACAGACGUUCACUACUGUAUGCAAGCCAAGGCACUGUUUGCAUUUUCGAUAAUUCUCAUCCUAUACUACGUUGUCGUGCUCGGCAUCAGCUUGCAGAACUGCGUCAUAACGAAAGAAGAGCGUCAAGAACGGGAAGAGCUGCGCGAAGAGCGAAGGACUAUGAAGGAAUUUGAAGACUACGUUCUCAAGUCGCCUGGUAUCCCUAUGACCGUGCCGAGGCAACCCGGGCCCAUGCCGGCGGGCAUGCCUGGCAAGGCACCGUUCCAUAAGACUAUCACUCGAAGCACUGACGUGUCGUCGGCGGAUCUCCCACUUCGUCAACACUUCAGUUCACCUAACCCUCGCCGCUCAAUGCACCAAGUGUCGGCGGAGACUCUUUCCGGGCAUCAAGCCCAGUCCCAGACAUCUUUUGUGCAGACCAACAAGGCGACUGAUAACUAAGUGGGGUUGCAGUCUAGCCUACCUAACCCUGGAGAGCUACCUAAGGCUAGGGAGGCUCCUCGAGGCAAUCGCUAAGCAUGUAAUGGGAUUCACGUGCUCCAUAGCUCAGUUGCUCAUCAUUGAUGGCUUAAGAUCGAAUCCACGCUUACUUCUACUCUCACAUCCGUUCCUACAUCCAUACCCCGAAAUAUUGAUUUAUAUACCAUUUUGCGCGCUGGAUCACGCGGACUUUUAUCGGUUAUAUUUCCAAAUGCGAUGGCGAGGCAGUCAUCAGGAUCACAUAAUGUUGUUUGUUUGACUUAUUCACCAGUCACUAGUUCGUCUAGUGUUAUCGCGCUUCCCUCCCCAACAUUCUCUCAUUCCACUCUUAUCACGGUAAAAGAAAUAUCUGAGUAUAGCACCAAUAUAUGUUGUUGUUGAACCACCGUCCCAUAAUAGUAAGGAGCUUUAAAUUAUAUAGUUGCAGCCUAAUAUACUUUAGCUCUUUAUUGGA
Molecule: messenger RNA, 1794 nt
Organism: Aspergillus eucalypticola CBS 122712
Lineage: Eukaryota; Fungi; Ascomycota; Eurotiomycetes; Eurotiales; Aspergillaceae
Exons: 3
Coding region: 360-1301 (313 amino acids)
Source: RefSeq, a predicted model, not a curated record